Anopheles maculipalpis is the source of this 1229-nucleotide messenger RNA. It is a transcript of the gene DCTN2-p50, whose product is annotated as dynactin subunit 2. Bases 65 to 1219 code for a protein of 384 amino acids. The transcript is spliced from 4 exons. The record is from RefSeq and is a predicted model, not a curated record. Gene Ontology annotation, cellular component: dynactin complex; cytoplasm; centrosome. Gene Ontology annotation, biological process: mitotic spindle organization. NCBI's taxonomy places the organism in Eukaryota, Metazoa, Arthropoda, Insecta, Diptera, Culicidae.
CCGUUCAGCAUAAAUAAAAGUUCUUUUUCGUUCCAGUAAAAUAAACGCAUACCGCGACAAAAGAAUGGCUGACCCAAAGUUCCAAUAUUUGCCUUACAUUGCUCACGAUCAACCCGACGUGUAUGAGACACCGGACGUGAACGAAACCGAAACAUCCGACUACGACGAGGAUGAACCGGUGAACGAUGCAAUCGAACGGCUGCACAUCUCCACCAAGGAUUCGAUUGGGAAGUUCCGUGGCAAGUAUCUUACCGGUGACGUGGACUUCUCCGACGGCAUCGGUCGCAAGAAUCGGCUGGGCUACGACGCACGCAGCAUGGAGUACGAGCUGGCCGGCGAGGGCGAACGGGAAACUCCACUCCAGCGCUGCCACCGGCUCAAGUGCGAAAUGAACGAGCUGAUGGAAGAAAUUGAAGCGUCCCGUGCGGAUACGGGUCGUACGGCGGAAGAGAAAGCUUCGUACGAGACGGUGUUUGGGGUGGUCAGUACCGCGAAGAAGGUGUUGGAAAGUUUGAAGCUCGAGCAAGUCAUCGGUAGCGAAGUGGUUGCUGGCGGCGGUGAUGCAGAGGCGAAGAAACUGAUUGCCCAGAUUGAGGAGUACAAGAAGACGGGUGCCGUCACGAGCAGCGAUCCGAAGCUGGUUGCGAACGAGCUGAUGCAGAGUGCCCGGGUGGCGAAGCUGGAACAUCGGCUGCAUCAACUGGAGGUUGCUGUCGGUGCAAAACCGGAACGUAUUAGCCGUUUGGCAGGGACAACCGGCACGGGCAAUCUGAUCGAAGCGGUACAGAAUAUAUCGGCCAAGGCGGCACUGUUGCAACCGUCCCAGUUGGAUACGGUCGAGCAGCGGUUAAAUAAUCUCCUUCAGCAGAUGAACAACAUACAGGAGAAAUCGAACGCUACUGGGCAGGAUCCGAACCGGGAGCAAAAGAUCUUGGAGCUUUAUGAAAUAGCGAAGAGCACCGAACCGAUCGUACAGAUACUCCCCGAUAUGCUGCACCGUAUGCAAACCUUGGAAUCCUUGCACAAAUAUGCUACAAACUUUAGCAAACUGUUUGCCGAGCUGGAAACAACGCAAUCAUCCAUCCUGAACGGUGUUGCAGCCAACAAGACGCUUCUCACCGGCGUACAGGAAGCAUUCGCACAGAAUCUAGAAAACGUUAACAAAGAGGUAAAGAAGCUAGAGGAACGCAUGACCAAACUGCAGCAAACGAUUAAGUAGAUCAACCUCA